This is a messenger RNA of Iphiclides podalirius (scarce swallowtail), 612 nucleotides long. Lineage: Eukaryota; Metazoa; Arthropoda; Insecta; Lepidoptera; Papilionidae. The record is from the annotation of a GenBank genome assembly.
AUGGAAUUCGAUGAGAUUGUUGUCAAAGAGAGCCCGGGUUUAUGCCGGUGCUGCCUUUCGGAAGGAUGUUACAAGGACCUGGCCACUGAAUAUACAUGGAUGGAUGAUACCGAGGUUUACGCUGAAAUGUUACUGGAAUGCUUUGAUAUAAGUAUAUCACAGCACAAUGAAGGUCCAAAUGGGCCCAACAGGCUAAUAUGCGAGGUGUGCAUCACCCGAUUGAGAGAUGCAUGCAAUUUUAAGAAGCAGGUUCUGGCAUCUGAGAAGAAGUUUGUAGAUAUGAUUGGCCGUGGAGCAUUUAAGCCUAAAGUUGUGGUUUAUCAAACUCCAAUUAAAGCAGAAGUUAAUGUUGAUGCACCUCAGGAUGCUGAUGAACCAGAAGUGGAGUACCUUGAGGAUAACAUGAAUUUCGAAGAUGCUGAACUAAUGAAAGAUGAUGAGCCAACGGAGCAGUUGGGCGUCGCAGAAGACAUAACCGUUGCAACUCUACCCGUCAAAGGCAAAAGGGGUCGACCACGGAAGAACGCCGCCAUAGCAAAAAGCGACAAGAAAGCGAAGUUGACUAAAGGCGAGGAAAAACCUAAGGCAUCGAAGUCCAUCUCAAAAGGGCGC